Candidozyma auris is the source of this 693-nucleotide messenger RNA. RefSeq names its product Csh3p (gene CSH3). Gene Ontology annotation, cellular component: endoplasmic reticulum membrane. Lineage: Eukaryota; Fungi; Ascomycota; Pichiomycetes; Serinales; Metschnikowiaceae. Gene Ontology annotation, biological process: endoplasmic reticulum to Golgi vesicle-mediated transport. The record is from RefSeq and is a predicted model, not a curated record. The transcript has a single exon. Bases 1 to 693 code for a protein of 230 amino acids.
AUGGCAAAACAAGACUCAAAUUUCUUGAAUAUGGCCUACUCAGAUUUGGUGCCUGUUGGCACUGCGCUUAUCAUAGCUGCUACGUCUUUUGGGCUCGGUGUUAUUUACGGAAACUCUCCGUACGACUUCUACACUCUCUGGAGGUACGAGCCAGAAGGUUUUACGAGAUCUUUGGCCCACUACUCGAAUUGGGCCAACGCUCCAAUGAGAAUCCACCAUAUUUUGCACUUUGUCAUGUUUUUGGGCCUCUCUGGAUGCUUCAUCAAGUUGUACAAGCCUCACGACGAUGUCAAGUACUUUGAGUACGGAACAUUGGGCUUGAUGAUGGUGGGCAUUGUCAUUUACUUGACCAAUUUGAGAAUUGGCGUAAACAGCUGUGUCACGGGCCAAUGGGGUGAAGUUGACCAGAACACCGGUCUUAAUGUGAUGGCUGCGUCGCAAUUCAUGAUUGUCAUUGCCUUGUCGGGUGUGCUUAUUCUCCAGGGUGGCUUGUAUUACGCCCAGUGGUACGAUGCCAAGAUCAAGAGAGAGUUCCUCGCUAAGGAGGCUGCUGAAAGCAAGGAGACUGAAGGUAAGGAGUCAAAGAGUAAGGAGGUCAAGAGCAAGUCUGAAGAAAGCCAAGACGCUGCCAAAUCUACGGGUGUACAGACAAGGUCUAAGGCGAAGGCCAAGGGAAAGAAGAGAACUGCUUGA